CGAAGUACUUCCGCCCAGACGUACGUCAUCAAUACUCGCGGUAUUUUGAAAAGGAACGAGCUAGCGGUGAAGUUGACAGCUGUAUGUCAUCUAUCUGUGGCUGUAUGAUAUUGUGAAAUAUUAUACGUUUUAAGAAAAUCAAGCCAGCUAACUAUUUCAAAUAUGAGAUCCAACGAGGUAACGUUGCAACAGGAGAAUGAACAGCCACUGGACACAGAGGUCCAGGAUACUCCAGUACCACCUGUCAUUCCUUUCUACACAGAGUGCUCGGAAGCUGCACAGGCACAACUGUUUAACGAGUGUGAAGAGCAGUUUGCCCAGCUAGAGAUGCUUCAGAACGAGAUCAUUCUCGCAGAGCCAGACUCGGAUGAAAACCCACAAGAACAGUCUGUGAAUAGAUUGACGGCUGUAGCAGCUGAGCUGAAGCAGAGGCAGACAAGACGGCCAGAACUGUUGUCCACAAAUCCUGAGGUGUUACUCGUCAUUGGAGCAGAGGAGUUACAGAAGCUGAAUUCACAACUGGAGUUGGUCCUCUCUUGCUCACAAGCCAAGAGAGACCCACUGAGAGAGACUUUAAAAAGAGAACAGAAGUGGUUGGAGAAAAAGAAGAAAGUGUUGGGGGCAGGCACUGAACAUGUGGUCAAACAGCGACUGGAAAACGGAAGGUUAUCUGAACACAGUGUGUUGCAGGACACCAAGAAGAAGAUCCAGAAGAUGAAGGAUUACCAGAACAGACUGAUGGAGACCCUGGCAGACGUACUGGCGGAACACUUCCCACUUCCUACACAGGAGACCAACGCUGACAAGAAGGAAAAGAACAUUCCUCAAGAGCUGAACGAGAAUCUAAUUUCACUCAAUGAAGUCCUGGAGCUGCUGAUGAACAUGACUCUGGAGACGCCUCACGAUCCCUACGUAUCGAUAGACGAGACGUUCUGGCCCCCGUACACAGAGAUGCUGCUGCGCCACGGCAUUGCACAGAGACACCCAGAGGACUGUUUCAAGAUCCGCCUGGAAACCUUUUAUUAACAGUAACUGGUCAGACAUCUUGGUUCUAAUUUUGUCAGCGUGUAUAGCAUCCUGGUCCCAGAUGUUUGUGCUGUCUUGCCGUCUCAUUGUCAUGCCAUCGAUCAUAAGCGUUGGUUAUACAGUACAAACAGAUCUGGGACUAGGCUAGGUGUAUGGGAAUAUCAUGAGUAUGUAUUGAGAUAGGUCACUGGUUUAUAAUGUUAUUUCCUGUAUGUUUCAUAAUUGGUUAACCUUUUUGAAUAUUUUUUUUACAUGUUAAAUAUCUAUGCAUGUUGCUCUCUGGCUACUGGAACACAAUUUGCAUACUUUGGUGAAACCUUAAAUUGUUAUGUAUAUAUUUCCAUGUAUCAAUGUAUGCCGGAUUUGUUCUUAACAAAAUUAAAAAUCAUAACAAAAAAUAGA
This is a messenger RNA of Oncorhynchus keta (chum salmon), 1428 nucleotides long. Its product is annotated as centromere protein K-like. The record is from RefSeq and is a predicted model, not a curated record. Gene Ontology annotation, biological process: mitotic sister chromatid segregation; kinetochore assembly. Gene Ontology annotation, cellular component: nucleus. Bases 163 to 1026 code for a protein of 287 amino acids. The transcript has 11 exons. NCBI's taxonomy places the organism in Eukaryota, Metazoa, Chordata, Actinopteri, Salmoniformes, Salmonidae.